AUGGAUCCAGCAUUGGAGAUGGCGGAUAUGGACAUGUGGGAUGUCUACCAGAGAAUGAACGAAAAGCAGAAACAAGAGGUUCUUUUCAGUCUGAACAUGACCCUGGAAGAGUUUAAAAGAUUUUCAUACACGAAUGCUGCCUACGUGAAUCAACUGACAAAACACCUCCUUCUCUACGUUACUCCCAUCUUGCUGGUCUUUGGAUUGGUUGGCAACUUCCUGUCCUUCUUAGUUCUGACCAGAAAGUCUAUGAGAAUAAUAUCUGCCUACCUCUAUCUCAUCGUCCUCUCCGUUGUCGAUACUGUCGUCCUUUGCAUCGGUUUCAUCAAAUUAUGGAUUCCCGCCAUCAGAACCGACCUUGACAUUCGCCUGAAAUAUGAUUCCAUCUGUCGCCUGACAAACGCGCUUGGAUCGACAGUCAGCGAUUUCAGCGUGUGGCUCAUUGUGGCUGUGACAGUUGAACGCUACGUGGUCGUCUGUCACCCUCUAAAGAGGUCAAACGUCUGCAGAAGGAAGUUUUCUCAAACAUUUCACGCACUCAAAACACUUCGCUCCCAUGGUCUCAGAGGCUUCAAAUUAUUCGACAUCACCGAAUCACUCAUCAUCUCACCCAUCAAAUAUGCAGCUCUCUCCUGGUCUGGUUUCGCUACACAACAUCAACUUCAACAACUACAAUCUCUCAUCAAAAAACUAAUUCGCCUCAACUAUCUACAUGCAUCAUAUCCUGCCGUCACUCAAAUAUUCAACACACUCGAUUCAAGACUGCUCAAGAAAGUAAACAAUAACAACAACAACAACCACGUCACCCAUCUUUUACUACCAACAAUCAAAACUACAACACACAACUUUGUCAAGGCAAGCAUAACUAUCAAGUAG
Messenger RNA from Helobdella robusta, 876 nucleotides. RefSeq lists its product as hypothetical. Gene Ontology annotation, cellular component: membrane. Gene Ontology annotation, molecular function: G protein-coupled peptide receptor activity. Gene Ontology annotation, biological process: G protein-coupled receptor signaling pathway. Lineage: Eukaryota; Metazoa; Annelida; Clitellata; Rhynchobdellida; Glossiphoniidae. The transcript has 4 exons. The record is from RefSeq and is a predicted model, not a curated record. The coding region runs from base 1 to 876 and encodes 291 amino acids.